GAAAAGUUAUUCUUCCUACUCUUCUUGACCCACCUUUACAUUUACGGCGUCUCUUCAAAAGGGUAAAUAUCGACUCAACUGUCUUAAGUGGACAUGCCUCAUAUUGUUUUCGCAUUCAUGGUGAACUGCGUCAUUGGUCAGGCUCACUCCUUUCAGAGUCUAAUCCAGCUACAAAUUAUGCACAACUUUAUAUUCAUGACCCGGAUAUUGCACACCAAAUACGAAUGGGAAGAAAUAAAAAUUUAAGUGCUCAAACCAUGUGGAAAAUACAACAAAUUCUUCGAGAAAAUCAUGAAGGAGCGUCCAAAACCGAUUUAACUGUUCGCCUUCAUUUUAAUGCAGCUACUGAUCGACGUCGUUACAAUCUUCCUGCUUCAAACGAAAUAGCCCUUAUUUUGCCCGGUGAUAGAUCUGCACCAGAGGGAUCUCGAGACAUUAUACUUCGUUUACGUGGAGGUCCACUUGAACACAUUCACGAAGGCAAUCCGGCUUAUUUACCACUACACUAUGUGCUUUUUUUUCCAUAUGAUGAGCUUGGGUGGCAAGAUGAAUUGUGUCAAGUUGUAGUCGAUGAUAAUGGAAGAACGAUUGAAGAUCAGAGUAAUGCACCAUGCCUUACACAGAUGGACUUCUACUCAUUUCGUCUUUUUUCAAGACAUACAGAGUUUUCAUCUAUUCUUCAUGGUAGAAAGUUGUUACAGGAAUUUAUGGUAAAUGCUUGGGCAGUGACUGAACAAAAUCGGUUAAGAUUUUUGCGUAUAAACCAAGGCGUUUUGAGGGCAGACGUAUAUCAGGGCCUUAUGGAUGCAAUAGGGGCUAUUGCAAAUACAGAAAUAAAUUUAGCUAAUCUUGGCCAUCGUAUAAUUCUCCCUUCAUCACAUAUUGGAAGUGCCCGUCAUAUGUAUCCUCUUUACGCAAAACGAAAUGAUGGCCACAUAUUUAAUGUUGGCAACAAGACUAUCGACAAUAGAGAUGUGGUACCAUACAAUCCCGCACUUA
Cetraspora pellucida is the source of this 999-nucleotide messenger RNA. NCBI's taxonomy places the organism in Eukaryota, Fungi, Glomeromycota, Glomeromycetes, Diversisporales, Gigasporaceae. The record is from the annotation of a GenBank genome assembly.